Messenger RNA from Saccostrea echinata, 3799 nucleotides. Its product is annotated as E3 ubiquitin-protein ligase RNF169-like. The record is from RefSeq and is a predicted model, not a curated record. Gene Ontology annotation, biological process: double-strand break repair. NCBI's taxonomy places the organism in Eukaryota, Metazoa, Mollusca, Bivalvia, Ostreida, Ostreidae. Gene Ontology annotation, molecular function: nucleosome binding; ubiquitin-protein transferase activity. Bases 71 to 2620 code for a protein of 849 amino acids. The transcript has 5 exons. Gene Ontology annotation, cellular component: site of double-strand break; nucleus.
UUGGUAUCGCGCCAUCAAAAUAUGAAAAAUGGAAAACUUGUUUUAUUCCCCAUAACAGUCAGAUCUCACAAUGACUCUGGCAGCAGAAGAUUGUAUGUGCCCAAUAUGCAUGUGUAUAUUAGUGGAGCCUGUCACAAUGCCAUGCAAACACACCCUGUGUUACCCGUGCUUCAAGCAGAAUGUUGAGGAAGCUAGUUUAGCAUGUCCUAUGUGUCGCGUUCGAAUCUCCGUGUGGGCAAGAAGGGGGGCUAAGAAUGGCACCCUGGUGAACAAAAAGCUCUGGAGUCAAAUUCAGCAGUUGUUCCCUGAGAAAGUUGAAAAACGACAAAAAGGGUUGGAUGACAGCAUUGAUGAGCCUGUGUUCCAGCCUCUGAUAAAUAUUGCUGAGCCAGGGGAAAUACGUAAAGAGUAUGAAGAACAGAUGAAAAGGCUUGAGGCACAGAGAGAAGAAGAGAGGAAAAAAGAACAAGAGGCAAGUGAGGCCCUGAUCAGGCAGCUAGAGGAGGAAGAAGCAAGGAGAAAGGAACUAGAAAAUCGGGACAGGGAACUAGCUAAGGAGAUUAGUCAGGAGGUCAACCAGAGUAUUAAUGGUGAUGAUUCUGUUGCCUUUGUUGGAGACGAUGCAGCACAGCGCCAAACUCGCAGCACAUCCAGUACCUCCUCCUGUAGCGCUUCUAGUAGCAGACCUCCAUCGACCAUUGAUUCACUGCUCCGAAAAAUGAGAGAAGCAGAAAAAUUAAAAGCAGCAGAUGUAGCCAGCAGAAAGGCAUCUUCACCAUAUCCUUACAAAUGCUACAGUCCAACAGAGAAGGCAUCUAAGCAGAAGAAAGGGAAGGAAAAUGGUGGUGCCUCCCCAUUUCUUUAUAAACGUAAUGAUUCUGCAGAAAAGUUGACCCAGGGGAGAGACAUAGUUUCUAGGAACUUGUCGUCUGCUGGACUUUCCUCCAGAAGCUGCACCAGUGUGAGUGAAAUGGGAAAUGCUGAAGAUGAUGAUGAUGACGAUGAGGAUCUUCCAUCAAAAUAUGUCUCUCUUGGUCUUCCAUCACUGGAGACUGCCAUAGGAAAUAUAAGUGACCGUUCUGAUGGUGAAAUAUUUGACAAAGACUCUGUUGAGGUGAUAGAGAGAUGUCGGAGUUCUGAGAGUAUGGACAGCAUUAGUCAGGAGAUCAGUCACUUUCGACCAAUCAGAGUCUGUCCUCUCACUCCACCACGUAAACUUCCCAGCGGUAAGGUUGUUGAGGCGCCACUAAUCCGUACCACACCAAGAAACUUGAGUAAAACGGAAUUUGGAUCUCCAGUUCGGACUCUCUCUGAUCUGGAUGCUUCCAGUCCAAUCAUGCAGAGAAGGUUAUCUGAGUUGGAGGAGGAGAGAAAGACAAAUGUGAAUAAGUUAUCGAAGUCUACAAGUACAGAGACUAAAAAAGACACCAAAAAAUCCAAGGUGGUGACUUUGACUCGUGAUCAUGAUUACAGUGGGACUAAUAAAGGUAACAGUGAUCAUGAUUACUCAGCCGUGGUGAUUGACCUUGAGGCAGACAAUCAUGAGGACUCGUCUCUUAAUGAAAGCAAGGAAGAUUCUGGAAAUCCGGAAGAGAAAUCCGAUACAAACAAAUACAAACUGAAAAAGCUUGUCAUUCCAUUGGAACCUACAUUUAAUGAUAAUGACUUUGACAUUCCACCCAUGAAGGAAAACAAUCCGCAGAGAAUAAAUAGUGACACAAUCACAGUUGUGGGAAAACAAUCACCGAUUCUAACAAAGAGUAAAAGUGAGCAGGAUACUAGUGUACGGAAAAAAGUGCAGAAGUUAUCUGGGAAAGCAAAACUGGCAUUAAGUAGCCCGCAGCGGACAAUUACAGACUGGAUUAAACAGUCAGCAGAGUGUAGUGGACAGAACAAUUUUCAUCUGGAGCCGAGUGGUAGGGAUGAUGUGGAUGGGGAACCAGUCCGUAAAGUUAAGAAAGGACAAUUGGUCAGUGUGACCCCAUUAGGUGACUGCCCACGAAGAAAGGAGAAACGACACAAAAAGGUUAAGUCAUAUCCGAAACGUGAAAGAAAACCGUACAACCCAGACCCCAUGUGGACGUUUGUGAGUGCAGUGCACAAGAGCCAACAUGUGGACAUGGAUGAAAGUUCAAAGGACAGCAGUGUUUUUAAUGGUGUGUUGGAUGAACAGAAUGUUGAGCGAAAAGAAGUCUCUAAUCUGCACUCAAAAAAAAGGACAGCUACAUCUAUGAAUGAUGAAAAACCCAAGAAAAGAAGGAAGGUCACAGAAAAGGCAACAGUCAGAUCCAAACUAAAACAGACGUCAUCCAAAGCUAAACUCAAGUCAGUCCAACAUUCGCAGGCAAAAAAUCCUAUCCUUAACUUCUGCUCACAGUCAAAUUUAAAACGGGUAAAGGAUGCUAUUAAAAAUAACCAGUUAGUAGAUGAAGAAGCCGAUUUUAGAGUAAGUGAUGGGGACAGAUUGGACAAAGAAACACAGGAAAUGAUGGACAGAAAAUUAGCAGAAGAACUUGCUAAGCAGUAUGAAAUGGAGGUGAAAAGUGGUUUUCGAUUUUUCAAGCUGAAGGGAACUUCAGAAGAAUACAAUUUCAGGCGGAAACCAAAGCUCUCUACCUGAUUAUUUCCCCUUGAAUCUUUAGAUGAACUGUGCAAUCACACGGUGUCAUUUUAUUCUAGUAUGUUGGACAUGAUGGCCUUAUCAGGUUAAAGAAAGUGGCAUUUUUUGUUUUUCAUUUGUUUUUUUCGAGGCAAACAAUUGGUCUAAAUGUUACAUGUUAAACACUAUGAAUUAAUUUUCCAUUCAUUUAAUGUUUAGUUUUACUGCAAAUUUUGAAUAGCUCAUGCUGAAAUGUACACGUUUGGGAACAUAAAAAAUACAAGUAAAUCACUGUUUUUUCUAUCGGUUUAAAUUAAUCAUUGAUUAAUAACCAGUGAUUAGUGGGGGUGUUUUAUCUUUGUUUAGUCUUUAUAGUUUUCUUCCCCUCUUUGCCUCUAUGCUUUUUGUCCCUAUUGACAGUAAAACACACCUUGUAUCACAAAAAGGCAGUCAAAUUUGCUUAUUCUACAUUAUUUGAUUUUUUUCUCUCCCAUGGAAGAACAUAAACUGAAAGUAAAUCUGUAAAUAGUACACAUCUAAAUUGAAAGUAAAUCUGUUACACAUCUAAACUGAAAGUAAAUUGUAGAUCUAGUACACAUUUACAUUGUAAACACAUUUGUGACAAGUUUCUGGAAUUCGUUAUCAGGAAUGCUUCUUGGGUUAUCAAUUUGAUAAUCAAAACCAAGUAAUUUCUAACUCUUUACUUUUCCAAUAAAUAAGAUGCCAAGUGCAAAAUUGGUUUAAGAAAAAUGAAGGCAUUAAGCCAGAGAAACUGGUAAUAAGUGUAUGAUUAGAUAAUGUGUACAUGUAAAAGCUAAGGUGUAUGCUUAACAUGGUUAAGGAAAAUCUCCUUAAAUCAUGUUCAUGUCUAUAUGAUGCUUCAAAUAUUUUAUGCAAUAUAACUAGUAAUAUAUUUCUUACUUUUUGUAAAUAUGUGAUGCUUUAAUUAAAAUAUGAAAUAUAAUACAGAAAAAAAUUACAUGUAUGUAUGUGAUCCUGUAUAGCAGGUAGCAGAAUCUGUGUACUUGACAAUUAGUAAAUUCAUGUAGAACAAGUAUUUUUAUUGAAUGAUUUAAAUUAUUUUGACAAAAUAUUAGCAUUUAGAUUUUUGAAGUCCAUAUUCAAUCAAAAUAAUUUCCUGUUUUACAAAAGAACUUAUGACCAAGACCAAAAACUUAAAAAUUAGUUGAUUGUUAAAUC